AUGAGUCCCAGCAUCACUACUGAGGCCAACCAGCCUCUCCCUGCCAGAUCCACCGUAGCCCAGAGAAAACAAGCCAACGAACUGAGAAAGACUCUUAAACCCUUGCUGGAGAAGAGAAGACGUGCUCGUAUCAACGACAGUCUCAGUCAUUUGAAAAGUCUGAUUCUUCCUCUGGUUGGCAAAGACAACGCGCGCUACUCCAAGCUGGAGAAAGCUGAUAUUCUGGAAAUGACCGUCCGUUUCCUCAGAGACCUUCCUUCCACUCCAGUCAAAGACUCCGCAGACAGUUACAGAGAAGGCUACAAAGCCUGCCUCCAGCGCGUCUCCGCUCUGCUCCCCAAAACGAGCCUGGAUCAAGACGCGUGUCAGCGGGUCAACGACUUCGUUCAGCAGUCUAUGUCUACCACCGUCACCCCAACCUGCCUGAAUUGCUGCGCUCAGAGCUCCAGGACUCUCCCUCAGAUCCAACAGAGACUCCUGAGCCUCAAAUCCAGCUUCAGCUCCAGACUGGAAAGCCAGUCCCGCAGCAGUAGCAGCGCAGUGGCUCCCAGCAGAGCGCAGCCAGGCCCACAGCCUGUCAGCGCUGCCAUGUGGAGACCCUGGUAG
Plectropomus leopardus (leopard coralgrouper) is the source of this 606-nucleotide messenger RNA. Its product is annotated as transcription factor HES-2. Gene Ontology annotation, molecular function: protein dimerization activity. Lineage: Eukaryota; Metazoa; Chordata; Actinopteri; Perciformes; Serranidae. The record is from RefSeq and is a predicted model, not a curated record.